Desarmillaria tabescens is the source of this 2235-nucleotide messenger RNA. RefSeq lists its product as uncharacterized. NCBI's taxonomy places the organism in Eukaryota, Fungi, Basidiomycota, Agaricomycetes, Agaricales, Physalacriaceae. The coding region runs from base 1 to 2235 and encodes 744 amino acids. The record is from RefSeq and is a predicted model, not a curated record. The transcript is spliced from 9 exons.
AUGCCUCCCCGUUCGAAAAAAGCUCUUGAUCUUCCUACUGGGAUGAAAGGGAAACCCGUGGCUCAUUGGAUGCAGCUGCGUAAUGGUAACAAAGACAGUCAUCCCGGAACUGUUGACGACUGGGAGAAUGAGGAUGAUGUUGAGACUGUCGGAGAGAAGCUGAAGAAACAGGCACAAAAAAAGGCAGAUAGCACUAAGCUACAGGUACAGAGGGACAAGGCUAAGGUAGAUGUUGCUAUCCUUGAGGAUACGCUUCGUCGGGAGGAUGUUGCUCGAGAGUUGACAGUGAACCACCCUGUUGGCCCCAAAAAACAUGCUCCUUCAGCUAGGAAGAGAGCGGUCAAAGAUGUUCAAAAUCCUCAGCUUGCUCUCACUGUUUCUCCACCACCGUCGAGCCAGGUAUUACGCCCAGAGAUCUCAGUGACUUCAGCAAAUGAAGAAACCCAAGAGCUAAACCAGCAAAACAUUUCUUGUGAGGAAGACCCAAGCACGGGCGCAUGCCAAGUGCUUGUUGGCAGUGAUGGAUCACAUGAAGAGUCAGAUGAGCACAUACCUCAUGAUAAAUCUGGAGAUCACGUUAAUGCCGAGUUGAAAGAUCCAACCAAAUUGAGACCAAAGCCCACCAGCAGGCCAGUCAAAGUCUCUGCACGCACUGCUAUCGCCAACAGUCGGUCCACCAAUGAGGGUGUGGCCACACCGAAGCUUUCUUUGCUGAUAUCAGGAUCUGGCCCCAAAGUGGAAACUACUAUGGCACCCAAGCACGUCCUGAAACGCAAGAGUCGAGUCAUUGAUGACGCAGUGCUGGACAAACCUGUCGUCUUGUGUUCUGAAGACGAAUCAAUUUCUCCGGAGGUGCAAGUACCGCCUACAAAGAAGAAAAAACUCGAUACCAAAACUACAAAUUCCACUAAGACUGCAAAACCCACCAACGAGUUAGCAAAGAACUGGGAGAAGAAGAAGAGCAGGGAUGGACCUCACAAUGCUGGAAAGAAAGCUGGCGGCAUGGUCGAAGAUGAUGAAGACAUUAAGCCUGAAUUUGUCGACAUCGUCAAGACCAAGGGAAACUUAACAGACCGCAAACCGACGGGUGUGGUGGAUGUCACUGUCAAAAUAGUCAAGAAAGAGGGUCCACUGAUGAUGACCGCAAGACAGGCACGAGGUGGCAAGAACAAAUGGACGACGAACCAUUUGCCAGAUGGCACUCAAGAUGCUUUCAGCAAGUGGAUCGUUCCCUAUCUUCGCGAGAAGGUGGGGCAAUCAGUGACCCCUUGGGCCUCACUAUCUGUCGAGGAUGUUCAGGAGGCAGUUGACAUCGAGUUUGGAAGGACUGAAUACUGCGUGGCAGAGAAGGGUGCAUGGAUGAGCCUGGCCAAUUAUCGGAUCACUAAUUUUCGUCAUGACAUUUGUGUCGAGGCAGAAAAGGCCGUUGAGGCCUUCAUCAAAGAACACAGUGAUCAGCUCUCAACACCCGAGCUCAUUGGCCAAUAUAUGGCAUACCUGAUCACGUCAACAUCUCCAGAGGGAAACGUCAGUGGUCCUAGCCCACCGUUUAUGUGGAAAGUUUGGAAGAACGAUGGAGCGAAGAGAAGGGGAAUCUUUUGUCACGAGUUGAUUAUUCGGGUCAUGGCUGAGGCCCAUUUCAUGGCACUGGGGCCCAUGAACAAUCUCUCAAUAAUUCCAUACCCGAAAGGUGCACUGUUACUUACAGGGCAGGCGGUCGAGCGUGCGAUUUCUAUGUGGACUACUGGCGUGUUCGUUAAUACCACUGCUCCCACAUUUUCGAGGCAAAAUUUCGACAACGUCACAGAGGAAUUCGCUCUCAACCCAGCAGAACGCGCCAAGUAUGGCAAGGAUGCCCGGAAAAAGAGCGUCAAGACGAAGCGUGUAUCAAUCUACCAAGCAACGUUGGAUUCAUGGAACGAUGCUAAGUGGAUCGAGCUGCUAACCGAAGUUAAGCAGGCUGUUGAGACCAGUACAUCAAAGAAAAGGCGCAAAAUGUCGACAUCUGCAUGGUCUGCCUCACCAGACAUCAUUGAACAAGAGGCAGACAUCGUGUUCAGGUCUGAUCCUCCUGACCCGGACUCAGACGAGGACUCGGGAGACUGUGGAGGGAGUGUGGGCACUGUAGAUGAGUCGGCAGAGGAGGAUAAUGUGGCUGGGAGCGUGACUGUCACUGCAACGCCGAGUGAUGCUGAUGGACUGUCAGACUCCGAGUCUGUAAUGGCUGUUGAUUAG